Molecule: messenger RNA, 1116 nt
Organism: Diprion similis
Lineage: Eukaryota; Metazoa; Arthropoda; Insecta; Hymenoptera; Diprionidae
Exons: 5
Coding region: 135-737 (200 amino acids)
Cellular component (GO): lysosomal membrane
Source: RefSeq, a predicted model, not a curated record
ACUCUUGUUAUUUUUUGUGUUUAUGCGAUGAAUUUACAAUAAUUGCCAACUUAAGCAUUUAUCCAGCUUAUCGGUUCUUACUACGUAUCUGAGGCGAAUUUUUUUCCAAUAUAUAGAAUAAAUCGAACAGUCGAAUGAUAUUUUCUAUCAUGCGUGAAUAUAUCCUGCUUACUUUGACCAUCAUUUUUAUCAGUCUGUCACAGUGUGAGGCACAAUCCUACGACGAUAAGAGAUGUAAAUGCAUUUGCCCCAGUCUGUCAUCAGUGUUAAACACAAGUCAAUCUUCUCCGGAGAGAUUAAACAUAAUCGCUAGCGUUGCACCGUCAAAAUGCAAUUGUGAUGGUGUGAUUCUGCCAUAUCUUGGAAAAGAAAUAAAGGGAAAGGAACAAAUUUUCUGCCCACGAUGUGAUUGUAAAUAUGAAAAUAGAAACACCACGAUAAUAAAGAUUGUUGUAAUCAUCGUUAUUUGGGUGAUCUCGCUGCUGGUUAUUUACAUGCUAUUCCUUAUAUGCUUGGACCCACUGCUCAAUAAGAGAAUACACAAAGGUGCAGCUAGUAGCAGCUAUCAAGAACAUACAAACGAGGAGGAUGAUAGCUCUAUCAGCCCUGGGACAUCUCAUGCCAUGGGGGUGAGAGGUAACGUUUUAAAUCGGGUUGGUCACCAGCAAGACAAAUGGAAACGUCAAGUUCGUGAGCAGCGGCGCAAUAUAUAUGAUCGGCAUACAAUGCUGAAUUAAAUCAUGAAUCGAUUCGUACCCGAAUGGUGAAAUCUUCGACUUAAUUAUUACCUGACAAAAGUAAGAUAAGUAUAUUUUUAUCAUUCUGGAUUAAUUGUAUCUUUGGACCUUGAAAAUUGAUUAUACUGAACUUGACUAGCCAUUAUUGUACACAGCAAGAUUUAUAGUUUGGCUACUCGAAUUUAUAUUACAUGUUUUAUUAUAGAUUGGCCUCUUACAAAAGUGUUCAUUUAAAAAUAAAGUAAACAAAGUUGAUUUAUUGUACAAUAUUUUCAUAUGCAUACGUGUACUUAUUCAGUUUCAUCUAACUGGAUUAUAGAUAUAUGACCAAUUACCCAAAGAUUCACGUAGUAAAGAAAUAUAGCAUAGCAACAUUAAA